Messenger RNA from Hemiscyllium ocellatum (epaulette shark), 5295 nucleotides. RefSeq names its product cilia and flagella associated protein 43 (gene cfap43). Gene Ontology annotation, biological process: sperm axoneme assembly; cilium assembly. The record is from RefSeq and is a predicted model, not a curated record. Gene Ontology annotation, molecular function: protein binding. The transcript is spliced from 39 exons. Bases 1 to 5295 code for a protein of 1764 amino acids. NCBI's taxonomy places the organism in Eukaryota, Metazoa, Chordata, Chondrichthyes, Orectolobiformes, Hemiscylliidae. Gene Ontology annotation, cellular component: axoneme.
AUGGUUGAGAGCCCUGUCAAUCACAGUGGUGGGAAACCACAGUUAUGGAAGAUGGAAACCAUGUGGGUGAAAGGUUACACACCACAGAAGGUGCUUUUUGUGAACAAUAACACAAUAUGUUACCCUUGCGGAAACUUUUUGAUCUUCAUGGACAUAAACACAAAGAAGGAGAAGGUGCUGCAAUGCGAGAAUGGGAGUAUUGGAGUUUUCACGACCAACAGUACCAAAAGUAUUGUUGCCUUUGCAGAGCAGCGGUUAAAGCCAUUCAUAAAUCUGUACAGCUUUCCUGAGCUGACCAAGACUUCUGUCCUCACGGAUGGGGCGGAGUUGGACUACGUGCUUCUGGAGUUCAGCUACUCGGGCUUCUAUUUUGCCAGCUUCUCCUCUCUCCCAGAAUUCAAUCUCACCAUCUGGAACUGGAAAGCAAACGUUCGUCUUUGUAGCGAGUCUGUUGUAGGCUUGCAGCCUACUAUUCUGAGUUUUAACCCAGUGAACCAGCUCCAACUGUGUCUGGCCAGUGAGGAGCGCCUGUUACUAUGGAAUAUUGAACGAUGUGAUGACUUUCACCUUUUAAAGCGCAUAGAUGUAAAGCUCCCUGCAGAAGAUGGAACUCCAGUAGGUUCAGAGGAUGUUGGGAUUGGUCCUGACAGCAGUGCUUUAACUUACUAUGGCCCAAAGAUGUUAAUAUCAGCCCAGGCAGGUCUUGUGGGAGACUUGGCCAAUACAUUUGUGCCAAGGGAACUAAAGAAAACUUUGGUUCAGCCCAUAUCUGUCUGCUGGACCCCAAUCUCUGAUUUGUACGUGGGCUGUAAAACAGGACAACUUUUACUGGUAGAUGCUGAGUUACAUAGAGCUGUUGUAUUGGCUACUCCUUUUAAUGAACAGUUAUCCACAGGCAGUUUGAGAAAUAUGUCAUCCAAUGUUACGAUGAGUGUCUAUCCAGAGCUAAAGCCAUGUGCAGUGAAAACCCUCGCGCUCAACAAAAAGGGACUAUAUUCUGCAGGAUCGAAUGGAAUUCUCUUCUGUAUCGAGGUGACACCCCACAAAGUGGAGAUUGAGGAAUGCUUUUCAGUAGGAAUGCCAAUUAGGAAUAUCGCAUUCUCAGUGGAUUUUGAAUCAUUGCUUGUUGCUACAGAAAAGGGUUCAAUGCAUAUUUACAAGCCAUCAGAGCCAGACAAGGUGACCACAAUCUUAGACAUAGACAGUGGGGACUACGUAUCAGCAGCUCUGCUGGGGACAGGGAAACAAUAUUGUGUGGAUCCACUACCACCGCGAGAUUCACCGCCCGGCAGAGUGAUGAUACCUGCUGUGCAUGCCACUUUCACCCCCACAGUUGUCGCCACCACAGCCACUUCUGCCCCUAAAGACACCACUCACCUGGACACUGAAGACUCUUUUGCUGACAUCACUUCUGCCAGCAGUGAUGUCACCACCGAGAACCAGACCGAAACAGCGCCGUCGUCACGUUCAGCAAGAACAUUAGGUGCUGUGCAGGUGUGGUCAGUUGCAGAUGGGAAACUCAUCAGUACACUUAUCCUUCCAGUAAAGAUUAAAGUUAUGGCGAGCUGUCCUUCCUCCAACUAUGUUGCUCUGGGCACUGAAACUGGUCACAUCUAUUUCAUAAAUCUGGCAAAGGUGGAGACUCCUCACCUGGUUUACCAAAUCCAUCUCCACAAUAUAUCAAUACAGUGUCUAGAAUAUGACCACGGGGGUCAGUACCUUUUGGCUGGAUGCUCUGAUGGACAUAUGUUCAUUUUGAAUGCUAAACCCUCCAAGCAGUUUAAAGUCCUCGGAUAUACAGAGAUAAAAGAUGAAAUUAUGGGAUGUUCUCUUGCAUUUCACAUGUCAAAGAAAAUUGUGAAUUGCCUGAUAUUGGCAAGCCAGACUGGAGAUGACAAAUCACAUGGAGCCACUUGGCUGACUAGAUUUGAUCUUCUUGGAGAUCUCGCAGCAUCUUCUACAUCUGUUGAUCACCGUGGAAAGAUGAAUGAUGUUGCUAUUCGGAAACAAGAUUGUCAAGCCGAGUUGCCUCUGACCUCUGUAAUCCUGAACACCGACCAUCACGUCUAUGGGUACUGCACUUUGACAAGGACCAUCUAUAAAUACAAGAUCACGAGGGGUUCGUCAAAUGAUACAUUUAACCUGAUCACUCAGGCUAAAGUUGAAGGUCACCAGUUAGGACCAGGAUUCCUCUAUCUGUCUGCAAAUCAACAGUACUUGGUAUCUGUGGCCAGGGAUGGAUACAUUCAGUUAAGAGAUGCCAACAACCUGGGAACGCACCUUGAAACUCAAUGUCACUCAUAUCGGCUAGGAGGAGUGAAAUCAAUCACCUUGUCAUUGGACUGCCAAACUGUUCUUACCACUGGUGUCCACGAUGGUACCAUGGUGUGUAACACAGAAAGGUUUGACCCAGCGGGGUCAGAACGGAAUAAAGUAGUGCUGGAUUACAAUCACUCAAUAAUUUCAAUGCUGGAUCAGAGCUGUGUGGCUGAGGACAAAGUCCUGGCAGUGUUGGAGCAGCAAAAAGAGGGCACAAAGGACAAGUUGGAUGUUUUAGUAGAUAUUUCCCAUCUCUCACCUGGAGCUUCGACACACUCUGCCAGCUCCUUUAACACCACAAGUACCAGCAGCUCCAAGAGCUACCAAAGGUUGGAUGACAGCAGAUUCCCAGAAUCAACUUGGCUGGAAACAAAGAUGGCAGAGGCAGUAGAGAAGGACAAUCGCAAGCAUGCAGAAGCCAAAGCUAAGCUGAAACAAGGAAUCAAAAAGCUUCGUGCAACAAUAAAGCGGAUGAUGCUUGAAAAUGAGAAUGUGCCUGAGAUUGAGCGAUUAGAGCACCACGAGUUUAACCUUGAUCUGAAGGAACAGAAGAGGCUGCAUUCAGAGGGAGAGGAAAAAGUGGCCAAGGUUCGUGAGACGAUUGAGAUGGAAAACCUAGCCAACCAAUACCUACGUGAAGUGAUUAAGAGAGAAUGCUGGGACAACAUGUCUGUGAAAGGGCGAACUCUGGAGGCUUUCUCUUCGGGAUUGGCAGUGACUAAUUACCCAAUGAGGGAGCGCAACAGUGGUGAGCUGGAGCUUCUUAAGAAGGUCAUGCAGCAGAGAACAAUUGAAUUGAUUGACCUGAAGGCUCGAAAAGAUAUUGUUGAGACACCACCUAAGAAAGAAGAGAAGGAGGAUGAGGAGGCUGAGGAUGAAGAGUCAAAAGAGGAAGAGAGUACAGCAUUGAAAGGCAGCCUGACCAGCGAGUACGGUGUGGUAAAUCCUUACUUGUAUAAACAGUUAGAGCUGCAUACAAAGGAUGAGAAGAUUAAUCAGAUCAUCCUGUUACAGGACGUAAUUUACAACAUAAAAACUGCUUUCAACAAGGAAUUUGAUGCAACCUACAAACAAAAAGAGGUGGAGAUGGCUCGAGUGAAAGACCGAACCAUGCGGAUCUUGGAAAUCAUGCAGCAACUAGACAUGGAUGAGGAGGUCUGGCUGCCCACAAUGAGCAACAAGGAGUUGCCUGAGCGAGAGUUUGAAGUCCAGGAUUCUGAGAUUACAGCAGAGCGGUACCUCACCCCAGAGCAAAAACGUAAACUGGAGGAAGAGUAUAAGGCUGAACAGCUGCGGCUACUAGCUGCUAAGGCUGACAACUGGAGGGAGCGUGCACUGAAAGACAUGAUGGGAGGUGUCCUGGAAACCAAGAAAUCAGACAUUCUGAAAAUGGAAAUUCCUGUACCGUAUUUCAUGGACAAACCUGAAUUUGAAUGGACUGAGGAGCAGAUCAAACAAGCUAAAGAAUAUGCCAUCAAAGAGCAGGAAUUAAAUGAGGAGAAGGACAAAUAUCGGAAGACACUGGAGUCCGAGCUGAAGAAAUUGCAGAGUUCAGUUGCUGAAAGCAGAAGCAAUUUUGAUGACAUUAUGAACAAACUGUUUGAAAAAAAAGUGAGAACUGAAAUGAUCAUCUACCAGGAGGAACUGAAGAUUUGCAAUCUGGUCUUCUCAUUGAGGAUAGAGGAAGAAAUACAAAACAGGAAUGCUCAAAUCAAUUACAUACUUGAGGAGCAGAAGGAUUUCAUGGCAGUAAAGUCUCAGAUGACACAGAACAUGAAAGUGAUGGUGGACCGAUUCCGAGAAAGCUACGAUGAUCUGGUGGCUGAGGACAGACUCCUAGAUCGUGGAUUCAGGAAGGAGUUCUCUGAUGUCUCUGCUACAAUGGUCGACCAACUUUAUAAAUUAUACAAACGCAGACCGAAGGUACAAUUGCAAAGGAUCCAAGUGGCAACAGCCAACCCUUUUGAGGACCAAUCGCAGUCGGUCGAUGACAAUCAUGUCAGUUUCCUGGCUGCCAUGGUGGAUUUAGAUUCACUUGAUUCCAAACCGGAGAACCUGGACCCAGCUGUGUGGAAUCGGUUCUGUGAAAGUAGGAAAAAGAAAAUAGAGAGUGAAAAUCAGGUGAGGCUCAAGGCUGUGACUCUGGCAGAGAUGCAGAUGUUUCUUCAAAGGAGGAUGGAGGAGGAUGAAAAUAAUGGACAACAAAUCAACAAUUUGAUCCAGGAACUCAACAAUCUCCGUGAAAUCAAGUCACAAUUUCAGCUGAAUCUGAUGGUGCAACUUGUGUUGAAACAAGGCCAAGUGGAGGUGACGAGCAGUGACUUCAUCCCUGACUAUUCCAAUUCCAUUUUCCUACAUAAAGGCGGCGUGGAGGAUCUGAACAGCACCAUUCAGUUAUUAGGAGAAAAGAAGGUGGCCAGUAUGGUGGAACGCAAAGACUUCAGGAAGAAAAUUGUUCAGGUGGAAUGGGAAUGCCAGAAGAUGUUGAUGCAAAUGGAUGACUUGCACAACAAGAUCCGAGACAUCCUGAAAUUUAAGAUCAGCAAACAAGCACAGAUGUAUCUAAGGGAGGCAAAUUAUGAUUCUCAAAUCAAUGCAGACAUUAUGGGAAUGGAACGCUCUGUUCAAGGUCAGGAGAAGUUCCAUAGCAAGGUUCUCAAAAAGAAACAGGAGGCCAUUAAAGAGCUGGAGAAGCAGAUUGCACAGCUGAAAAAGGAGAUGAAAGUGAUGGAUCGGCAGUUGAAAGAACAACAUAUUUCUGUCAGCGAGAGGCAAAAUAUCCAGGAGAUGAUUACGCCAGUUGAAUCCGAAAAAGAUACUCGCAAUCGUUUCAGGGACUUGAUGCAGCACAACCGUCUGACGGAACUGAGUCGAUCCCAGGCCGAAGAUAUUGCUAUUCUGAGAAGCGAGUUGGAAAGACAACGAAUGAAGAGCUUUCCGAUCCUGGCUGAAACAGAGCAAUACUCCUACGCUUAA